Propithecus coquereli (Coquerel's sifaka) is the source of this 1464-nucleotide messenger RNA. It is a transcript of the gene CDC20B, whose product is annotated as cell division cycle 20B. Gene Ontology annotation, biological process: anaphase-promoting complex-dependent catabolic process; positive regulation of ubiquitin protein ligase activity; positive regulation of anaphase-promoting complex-dependent catabolic process. The coding region runs from base 1 to 1464 and encodes 487 amino acids. The transcript is spliced from 12 exons. The record is from RefSeq and is a predicted model, not a curated record. NCBI's taxonomy places the organism in Eukaryota, Metazoa, Chordata, Mammalia, Primates, Indriidae. Gene Ontology annotation, molecular function: protein binding; anaphase-promoting complex binding; ubiquitin ligase activator activity. Gene Ontology annotation, cellular component: anaphase-promoting complex.
AUGGAGUGGAAACUGGAGCGCGCCGCCCCGCGCAGGGUCCGCCCCGAGCGAGCGAUGCUGUGGGAGAGUAUCAUGCGGGUGCUCGCUGAAGACAUGAGGCAGAGGAGAAGCCAAGGUUCCCCCAAGUAUUCCAACUUUAAGAGCAACUUUGUGAAGAGGCUGUCAGCUGAGGAGCCUGUUGCCAGUAGCCCAAUUUCCACAAGAUGGCAGCAAAGUCAAACCAGGGAUUUGUCAGCCUGUUCCUUUGGAGAAGAGCAUUCCACCAUGGACCUCCCAGAAUCUUCUGGAUCAGUGCUGAAGAUAAUGCCUCAGAAAGAGACCUUGACUCUAGGAUCCUUCCAAGAACCACUGAAGACCCCCGUCAAAGGAAGUUCUGGAACAAAUAACUCUGUUCUCCAUUUUUGCAAGGCAACUCAUGCAAUGGAUAGAGGCUGGAAGGAAAAUGUUGCCUCAAAAGGCCAGGUAGGCUGCAGAGAUGGAGUCAGAGAUGGAUCCUUCUAUCUUAAAAGGUUCAGUGAUGUAAAGUAUUCCAUGAUCCCACCAGAGGUGAAGAUUCAUCUUACUGGUCUUCGAAAUGACUACUAUCUCAAUAUCCUAGACUGGAGCUUUCAGAAUCUUGUUGCUAUAGCCCUUGGAUCUGCUGUAUCCGUCUGGAAUGGAGAGAACCACAAGAGGACUGAAAUCAUAGACCUAAGUCUUGCUUGUAAUUAUGUAUCUUCUGUGUCCUGGAUAAAAGAGGGAACUUGCCUGGCAGUUGGCACCAGCGAGGGAGAGGUGCAAUUAUGGGAUGUGGUAACGAAAAAGCGGCUGAGAAAUAUGCUUGGUCAUUUGUCAGUAGUCGGGGCUCUGAGCUGGAAUCACUGCAUCCUCAGCAGCGGGUCGAGGCUGGGGCGUGUCUAUCAUCAUGAUGUUCGGGUCUCCCAGCAUCGUGUUGGAACACUUUGCCACAAGCAAGCUGUGUGUUCUCUGAAGUGGUCACCAGAUGGCAGGCUGCUUUCCAGUGGCUGUAGUGACGGACUGCUGACAGUGUGGGCCCACGAUCCAGGUGCCAGUGCACAGGGCCAGCCACUGAAAGUCAUACCCCAACCUACAGCAGUCAAGGCCAUGGAUUGGUGUCCCUGGCAGUCUGCAGUCCUUGCUGUUGGAGGAGGAAUGAAGGACGGAUGCUUACGCAUCUUGGAUUUAAAUGCUGGGAAGAGCAUCCAGACCCCAAGCACAAACUCACAGAUUUGUUCCUUAAUCUGGCUACCUAAGACAAAGGAAAUUGCAACUGGCCAAGGUGCUCCUAAGAAUGAUGUGACUCUGUGGACCUGUCCCACUCUGUCCAGGUCAGGUGGGUUUUUUGGCCACGGAGGCAGAGUGCUGCACCUGGCUUUGAGUCCAGACCAGACCCGGGUGUUUUCUGCUGCAGCUGAUGGGACAGCCUCUUCAUGUCCUGAGUACCUGAUGGCCCAUCUGUUGUAA